AUGCGUAAACGAAAAUCAACUCAAUUAAUUCGUGGCAAUCGAUCUUCAAAAUUCAGUCGUCCAUCCAAUUAUCCUCCGAAUUCAUUAUGGUCGCGAAAACAUUGUUACAAUAACUCAUUACUAAAACGGCGUGAUAUAAACAAACCAUCCAUUCCAGCUGAAAAUCUGAAAAUGACCACACAUACUGACAACAAAUCCCAAUAUCUAGAUGAAGACGAUGGUGAGGAAGAAGACCAGUUGACUACUAUAGUUUCUCGCCAACGUCAAGCAUUUUCUGCGCGUGCUGCUACUGGUCGUCUAAGUAUACGUAAAAUACAGUCAGAUCUUCAAGUCAAAUCUGGUGAUGCCGUCUUAAGCACAGUCUCUAGUGUUCCAGGAGCUAGGAGACUUUCAGCUAAAGUGUUACGUGCGUGGAAAUCUUUGGCUAAAAAGAUAAUUUGUAAGGCGGCAAGGCAACGUGGUACUAAUCGUCGAGAUAAGAUAAUCCUAGCAAAACGCGCUGCUCGUGAGUGCGCACGUUUGUUACGUCAAAAGGCAUUGCUUUCCCAAAAAGCUGCUAGAGUUUCAAUAAGUCGUGGACAUCGUCUGUCACGCGAAAUUGCAUCUAACUGGCGUAGCUCAACUUCGAGUACAGCUAAUGGUUCGGGUCCACUUACAAUCAAUGGUGUAACUAUACCAUCCAAUUCUAAUAUUACUCAUUUCUCUUCACUUAUGGAUUUACCUGAUUAUUACACUUCUGCCCGCCCAGAAAGUGGAGGUUUAGAGUUGAACAUGUCUACUUCAGUGAUGGAAUCAAACACAGCUAUACGUCGACGAGCAGAGAAGGCUUCAGCUGAACAACGUAAAGCCAACUUAAAACUUUUGGAGGCAAGAAGACAACAACAAAAACUGAAUUUCUUGAUUACACAAACAGAAUUAUAUGCCCAUUUCAUGGCGAAAAAGAUGGCGGAUGUCAACUCAUGUAAUUGUAAAUCUGAAGAUAUACGUGGUCCUGAAAAUGCUGAAUCAGUAUCUGGUAAUGUGAUUCAAGAAGACGACAGUCAAGAAAUCGAAGCUCAAAGAAUUUUACGUCGACUUGAAGAAAUGAAUGAUGAUUCUGUAGAAACAAAAACUAACGAUGAAGGAAUUGGUACUGGCUCUGACAUAUCUGUUCCAUGUGAUCCCAUUCAGAAUGAUCAAGAUUCUGUUGGUAUAUCGACUGGAUCUACACACCGAAAAUCAUACAGCUCAAUAGCUGUAGCUGCAAAAGCUGCAGCUUGUCGGUCGGGUAUUAAUGUUGAAGAAGAAUAUGAUAUUGAACAAGCGAAAUCCGAAACUUUAAUGAAGGUCAAAGCAGCUGUUACAACUGAACCUUCAACACUGCAUAAUUGGACACAGGAAUUCGCUAAAUUCCUUCCAGCUUUUCGUCUAGUCCCAUAUUGGGGUACACCAACAGAGCGUAAAGUUCUACGCCGAUUUUGGUCAUCUACACGUUCCUCUAAUGCCGAAUCUUUUGAUGAAUCUGGUGAUAUUAAUCCUGGACAAGCUGGAACUAAGGAUUCUCAACUUCAACUAGUUAUCAAGUUGUUUUGCAAGAAUACAAUGCAAGAAUUAUGGGCAUUAUUACAUUUUAUUAUGCCUACAUUGUUUGAUUCACAUGAUGAAUUUGCUAAUUGGUUUUUACGUGAUACUGAGUCUCAAGCCAGUGUUACAGCUAGAACUGGCUGUGGGGGAACAGCGGGAGGAGGAAGUAUCAUUAGUAGCAGUGGAACUGGAUCUUUAAUAACUUCAAAAUUGAGUGAAAAUCAAUUAUCACGUUUACAUUUAAUUUUAAAAUCAUUCAUGUUACGUAGGAUAAAAACUGAAGUUGAACAUGAAAUAUCUACUAAGACUGAGAUUAUGUUAUAUUGUCCACUAAGUCAUCGACAACAAAUAUUAUAUGAACGAUUACGUAGUAAGAUUCGUCUUGAAGAUCUUAGCUCCAUCAUGUCUGCGAAUGGAAUAUCAGAUAGUUUUUCAUCGAAUUUGGAUAAUACUAAUGCAUUGUCAUCGUCUUCGUCAGCUACAGCCCAUUUAAUUAAUUUAGUGAUGCAGUUAAGAAAAGUAUCAUCAGGACCACUGAAAUUAUCUGAUAUGUCUAUAAAUAAUUACACAAGUGGAUGGUCUUCAUUUUCAAUAUUGCCACAUGUAGUUCACCCAAUACUUCACAUGAGUUCAGUUAGGAAGCAUAGUAAACGUUGGAAUAAACAAUCAGAGGACAAGAUUUAUGAAGAUGACGGUGAUGAUGGUAAUGAAGAACAUAUAACAGACAUUUUAUUAACAUUUGUGUUGGCUGUUGAUUCUGAAACGCUGUUAAAUAGAGAAUCUACUAUCACACGACCAAAGUCAGUUAGCUCAAGCUCAUCUAGUUUAUCUAACGGACAUAACAAUUUUAUGUAUUUUCAUCUAGAAUACUCAAUAAUGAAUAAAGAGGAUUUUUUAUUUUCUACAGAUGUGGUAGUAUUUUCAAAAUCCAUUGCUAAAAUUUACCCAACCAACUGUUCAUCAAAACUAAUAAAUCCCUGUGAAUUUAACGACACUUUAUGGAUUGUAUGGACCGAACAAAUACCAAUAGUGAUUACGGAUGAAAUAAUUAUUGACUUUUGGAACUUAACACAAACUGGUGGCAUACAUGUUAAAUGUUGGGAUCAACGAGAAAAGUGUUCAAUUCAGACAAGAUUUGAUAGACCAAGAUCUGUCAAUAUUAACAGUAACAAACAGUCUGAAGAUAAUUUGAAGGAUGAUAACAAGUUAAGUGAAGUUCAAUCUAUAAUAAACAUGUUAAAUUCUUGUCGUAAAAAUCCAACGAAUGUACAGAUGAAUAGUUCGAAUACUGAGAGUGUUUCUAAGAGAUGUAAAACAACAUUACAAUCAAAAACAAAAAAGCAUAUAAAAGACGUAAAUACAUCUAACCAAUCUUGCAGUAGUACAAUGAAAGUAUUAUCUGCUGGUCAUAGUUCAAGGAAAACUGACAGAAUUCAAAAUCCUGUUGAGAUUUGGGGAACAUGCUGUUUAGUACUACAAACAGGACAUUUAUUUCGUAUAAAUCCACCAGAAUGGAUUGUAGCGUGUAAACCAUUGACACAUACUAAUAAUGUAUCAUUGAAUAAGCCACCAUUAUCUUCAGUGACUUUAGAAUUAGAGAGUAAUUUUAAAGAUAUAUUAGUUGGUAUGAAACUUUCUAAUUCAUUGAUGUCUGAUCGACAGAGGCAGAAAUUUCAGCCAGUCAUAUUGACUAUCGACAGAUUACGUAAUCUUCCCGUUGCUCCAUAUAGAAGCUAUGAAGAAAUGAGAAAUAAAUGUGAACCAAUACGAUUAGUAACUACAUUCUCUGAUGUAUGGAGCCAUCAGUCAGGUGAAUAUGUUCAAGACAAAGAAAUAUAUAUGGAUGAAGUACAGGUUAUCCUGACACAUGAUAUUCCUGGAUUAUAUCUUCGGGAAUUGGUACAAACUUUCCCUGUAGUCAUUGAUGUAUAUGACAGAGUGUGCCAUGGAGAAGAAACAACUGAAGUUAAACAACUGCCUGAAAAUGGUUUAUUUUGCGCUGAGCCAGAUGAUGAUAAAAUUGGAAAAGCUCAACCACAUUUAAAAACAGAUAUAUUUUCAAAGAAAUGUAUAGGUAAAAAAACUAGUGAAAACAGUCCUAAAAUUUCAUCACCUACGGGAAGGAUUGUCGUUAAUUUAAGUGAGAUGAUUUGUUUAAAAUGUAUGAAGAUGAAACAAACACUACCUGUGCUGCCGAUGAGUGAAUCUGAUCUAGAUUUAUUAAAAGACUAUAGAUCUAUUAAUGAAAAUCCUAGAAGUAUUCCUCGUAGUUAUAUUGGCUACGUGGAUUCUCAGUGUGAAAUGUCCAUUGAAAUAGAGAUAAACAUCAACAUGGAUCGACUAUUUCAAAUAAAAACCUUACCUGAAAAUACCCAGACUAUUGAACGUAUGAUUUUCAUUUUGGAAAAGCCAGAUAAAAGCGAAAUAGAAGCUAAUUAUGUAUCAGAGAUAAUAGAAAAAAUUCAAUUAUUUAUAAUAAAAUCAAACGCACGUUCAAUUGGUAUAUCUGAUGAAUUACCUUUACAUAUGAUUAAAGCAAAUUUAAAUUCUAUACAAUCACAAUAUAUGCCAUGUAUUCAUUCAAAUCUAUCUAAUUAUUUAUUAUCUAAUUCAAACAAUAAUAAUAACAGUAACAGUAAUACUAAUAAUAUUACUACUAAUAAUAAUAGUAAUAAUGAGAGUAAUAGUAAUAAUAAUAAUAGUAAUAAUAAUGACAGUAAUAUCAAUAAUAAUAAUAAAUGUAAAUAUAAGAACUUUCAAUUAAAUAAUCAAUUUAUCACAGGUUUUCAUUUAAAUGAUCAAGAUUUUAAUUUAAUUAUAUUAGAAAUUGGUGAUCAUUUAAUAAGUCAAUAUUUAGAAAAUUUAUUGAUUCAUUGUUUAUAUAAAUAUAAUCAAUAUUCAAUAAAUUAUUCAAAUAAAAAAUAUAAUAAUGUUAAAUUUUUUAAAAAUAAUCAAUUAUUAUAUCAUAAACGUUUAUAUACAUCGUUAAAUUGGUAUUUAUUAGAAUAUAAAAUGUUAAUACCAAUCAAUCAAUUAAUCAAUAAAUCAAUAUUUUAUAUACGUGAUUUAUUACCACGUAUUAUUUAUUGUGCUAUUUAUAGAAUAAUCAAUAUAAGAUUAUAUUAUGAUAUAUUAUUAUAUAAUCGAUAUCAUAAUAUAUAUCCAACUAGUAAAAUGAUGAAUGAAUUAAUUAAACAAUUUUGUAUUACAUCUAAUUUAAUCAAUGAUUAUUCAUUAUUAUAUAAUAAUAUAUCAAUCAAAUCAUUAUCUAAUAUAAAUAAUAAUAAUAAUAAUGAACAGAAUCAACUCAAUGAAAAUGAUAUUGUUCAUAUAAAAGAAAAUGUAAAUAAAAUAUUGGCGAAAAAAAACAUUUUGUUAAAAAGUAUUAAAUAUAGAAAUGAUAAUGUUAUGUCCUAUUGGUGAUGAUUAGAUGGCGAGUAACUUCCAUGAUCUAAUACUAUAUAUUUAUAUAUAUUCCUAUUUGUACAACUAUUCAAUAAUUAGAUUGUGUAUAUCUAUAUUCCUCUUAUUCUAAGCUUCAUUUUAAUCUAUAGAUUAUUAUUGUACGAUUUACUGUUUUCAAGUUAUGUUCCAUUUAUUGAUUACAGUUUCUUAUGUUCAUAGCCACUUUUCCGUUUAAUCUUGUAUAAAUGUUAUUUUCUAUUUUAUGGUAUGAUGUGAUCUGUAUUUGACUGAUAUAUAAAUCAAGUAUAUUUGAAAUAAAUAAUUCUUUAUCA
Messenger RNA from Schistosoma haematobium, 5300 nucleotides. Its product is annotated as putative DNA helicase ino80. NCBI's taxonomy places the organism in Eukaryota, Metazoa, Platyhelminthes, Trematoda, Strigeidida, Schistosomatidae. Gene Ontology annotation, cellular component: Ino80 complex. Gene Ontology annotation, biological process: DNA repair. The transcript is spliced from 7 exons. Gene Ontology annotation, molecular function: histone binding; ATP-dependent chromatin remodeler activity; DNA binding. The record is from RefSeq and is a predicted model, not a curated record. The coding region runs from base 1 to 4986 and encodes 1661 amino acids.